UUUCUUUUUGUUUUUCAGGGAUCCAGUCACUCGAACAUUGUUUACAUUCAGUUAAGAAACUUUUCAAGGCCACCAACUAAAACUGGCUUAUACCGCUUUUACGUUUACAGCCGAGAUAGGUUUACAGAGGAUACAAAAUGUACAGAACACAUCACUUUGUUCGACUGUCCACGAUUGUAAAUGACAGAGGCAGAGGGAAAGUUUUUAGUCCUGCUCGAAUCUGUCGGUCGCUUUCAACUCUUGAUAAAUUGUAUCCUCGGCAUGACUCUUUUAGUGAAAGACAUAUAGGUCCAGGGGAAGACGAAAAAAGAGAAAUGCUAGAUUUUCUAGGAUUUAAGGACAUGAAAGAGAUGAUAAUCAAAACAGUUCCAGCAACUAUUCUCAUGGAUAGAGAAUUAAGGAUGGAGGAACCUUUAGGUGAAACAGAUUUGAUAGAGAAAUUAUACUCCAUGGCUUCAAAAAACCAAGUAUGGCGAAGUUAUAUUGGAAUUGGCUACUACAAUACUUAUACACCUACUACAAUACUCAGAAAUAUAUUUGAAAAUCCAGGAUGGACUACUCAGUAUACACCAUAUCAGGCAGAAUUAGCCCAAGGCAGACUAGAAAGUCUAUGUAAUUACCAAACAAUGAUAUGUGAUCUGACAGCUCUACCUAUAGCUAAUGCUUCACUCCUGGAUGAGGCUACAGCAGGGGCAGAGGCCAUGCAGUUAUGUUAUAGAUACAACAAAAGAAGGAAGUUUUACAUUGACCACAAAUGUCAUCCACAGACUAUUGGAGUAAUUGAAACAAGAGCAAGUGCUCUUGGUAUAGAGGUGGAGAGAGUAGAUUGGCAACAGAUGGAUUUGAAUAACCGUGAUGUGUCAGGUCUGAUGAUUCAGUAUCCAGACACAGAAGGCAAUGUUGUAGACUAUGGUGAACUUAUUGCUGCAGCUCAUGCUAAUGGGACAUUAGUUGUAUGUGCAACAGAUUUAAUGGCCUUAACAGUCCUCCGUCCUCCUGGAGAGUUCCAGGCAGAUAUGGCAGUAGGGUCCAGUCAGAGAUUUGGUAUACCAAUGGGCUAUGGUGGACCUCAUGCUGGCUUCUUUUCAUGUAAACACCAAUUUAUGAGGUUAAUGCCUGGAAGGAUGAUCGGGGUAACAAGAGAUGCUCGAGGGAAUGAUGCCUACAGACUAGCAUUACAGACCAGAGAACAACAUAUACGUAGAGACAAGGCUACCAGUAAUAUAUGUACAGCACAGGCACUGCUAGCUAAUAUGUCUGCUAUGUUUGCUGUUUAUCAUGGUCCUGAUGGCCUACGUCACAUUGGUAACAGAGUUCAUAAUGCUACAGUUAUCCUGGCUGAAGGUUUAAAAAAGGCAGGACACAGAAUGGAUAUGAAACAUUUUUAUGAUACUUUGUUUUUUUGGCCCAAGAAUGGACAGGCAGAAAUUGUAAACAAAGCAAUGAAAAAGAAAAUUAACUUCAGAUACUAUUCUGAUGGUCAUAUUGGUAUUGCAUUGGAUGAAACAGUAGAAAGAGAAGAUAUGAGAGAUUUAUUGCAAGUUAUAGGAUCACCAGCAACAUUGGAACAAAUCUGUGAAGAAAUUGGACCACAUCCUAAUGCUGCUAUUGAAAGCACACCUUUUAGGAGAACUAGUGAUUUUCUUACACAUCCUGUUUUUAAUAGAUUCCAGUCAGAAACCAAUAUUGUAAGAUACAUGAAACAGUUAGAAAAUAAAGAUUUAUCCUUAGUACAUUCCAUGAUUCCUCUCGGCUCCUGUACAAUGAAGUUAAACAGUACGACAGAAAUGAUGCCAUGUUCCUGGCCAGAGUUUGCCAAUAUACAUCCAUUUGUGCCACUAGAACAAACAGAGGGAUAUGCUGAAAUGUUUACAGAAUUAGAACAGGAUCUGUGUGAGAUUACAGGAUAUGACAAAAUAUCAUUCCAACCAAACAGCGGUGCCCAAGGUGAAUAUGCUGGAUUGAGAGCUAUCAUGGCUUACCAAAAUGCAAUAGAUCAAAAACAGAGGACCGUAUGUUUGAUUCCUACAUCUGCUCAUGGUACAAAUCCGGCCAGUGCCCAGAUGGCAGGUAUGAAGAUACAGCCUAUUAACGUGGACAGAAAUGGUGCUAUUGAUAUGAAGCAUCUUAGAGUCAUGGUAGAGAAACACAAAGACACUUUGGCUUGUAUGAUGAUUACAUAUCCCUCUACAAAUGGUGUGUUUGAUAAAGAUAUCAGAGAAAUCUGUGAUCUGAUACAUGAAUAUGGGGGCCAGGUAUACUUGGAUGGUGCCAAUAUGAAUGCUCAGGUUGGUAUAUGUAGACCUGCUGAUUAUGGAUCUGAUGUAUCUCAUCUUAAUUUACAUAAAACAUUCUGUAUACCACAUGGUGGAGGUGGGCCUGGAAUGGGACCUAUUGGUGUACGAAGACAUCUGGCACCAUACUUACCAACACAUCCAGUCAUUCCUCCAUAUGGCACCACAGGUCCAGAAGCCAAGUCAUUUGGUGUAGUUUCUGCAGCACCCUUUGGUUCUAGUGCCAUUUUACCGAUCUCUUGGGCCUAUAUCAGAAUGAUGGGAGCAGAGGGUUUACGCCAGGCAUCAGAAGCUGCUAUUCUUAAUGCUAAUUAUAUGAGUAGAAGACUUGAUGGCUAUUAUAAAACUCUGUACAAAAAUGACGAAGGUAUGGUUGCUCAUGAAUUUAUACUUGACUGCAGAGACUUUAAGAAAAGUGCAAAUGUAGAAGUGAUGGAUAUUGCAAAGAGACUCCAAGAUUAUGGAUUCCAUUCUCCAACAACAUCAUGGCCUGUGGUAGGAACCUUGAUGAUUGAACCAACAGAAUCAGAAGACAAAGAUGAAUUAGACAGAUUCUGUGAUGCUCUCAUUGCAAUAAGAAAAGAAAUAAAUGAUAUUGAAGAAGGAAGAUCUGACUCAAAAAUUAAUCCAUUAAAGAUGUCACCACAUUGUCAAAAAACAGUAAUAUCUUCUAACUGGGAUCUACCAUACUCGCGAGAAGUAGCAGCCUUCCCAUUACCCUACCUGAAAGCGUCCACCAAAUUUUGGCCUUCAGUAUCGAGGAUUGAUGACAUAUAUGGAGAUCAGAACAUUGUUUGUACCUGUCCACCAAUGUCGUUAUAUGAAUCACCAUUUAUUGAAGUUUUAAAUGAAAAAGAGAAGGUCAGCCACUAAAUAUGGCUUAAAAUUGAAUCAUUUUAAAUUGUGCAAAGUUUUAUGAUCUUAUAUAUAUGCUGGACAAGUUUUUAGGACAAUUUGAUGGCAUAUAACAAUUAAAAAAAAAUUAAUGAAUACUGUAAAUUCACAUUUUGAUGCAUGUGUUUAUUUUUGUGAAUCUUCAACAAC
Messenger RNA from Mytilus californianus (California mussel), 3338 nucleotides. Its product is annotated as glycine dehydrogenase (decarboxylating), mitochondrial-like. Gene Ontology annotation, cellular component: glycine cleavage complex; mitochondrion. Gene Ontology annotation, biological process: glycine decarboxylation via glycine cleavage system. The transcript has 25 exons. Gene Ontology annotation, molecular function: pyridoxal phosphate binding; lyase activity; glycine binding. NCBI's taxonomy places the organism in Eukaryota, Metazoa, Mollusca, Bivalvia, Mytilida, Mytilidae. The record is from RefSeq and is a predicted model, not a curated record. The coding region runs from base 138 to 3167 and encodes 1009 amino acids.